Saccostrea cuccullata (small rock oyster) is the source of this 875-nucleotide messenger RNA. RefSeq names its product small ribosomal subunit protein eS1-like. Gene Ontology annotation, molecular function: structural constituent of ribosome. The transcript is spliced from 5 exons. Lineage: Eukaryota; Metazoa; Mollusca; Bivalvia; Ostreida; Ostreidae. The coding region runs from base 40 to 828 and encodes 262 amino acids. Gene Ontology annotation, biological process: translation. Gene Ontology annotation, cellular component: cytosol; ribosome. The record is from RefSeq and is a predicted model, not a curated record.
GACAACUCUUGUACUUCCUUUUCCGCCUCGAACGUGAAAAUGGCAGUAGGAAAAAAUAAGAGGCUUACUAAAGGGGGCAAGAAAAGCUCCAAAAAGAAGAUUGUUGACCCUUUUACAAAGAAAGACUGGUACGAUGUCAAGGCACCAAGUAUGUUUGUUGUCCGCCAAAUUGGGAAAACUUUGGUCACUAGGACACAGGGAACAAGGAUUGCUUCUGAUGGCUUAAAGGGGCGUGUGUUUGAAAUCUCUCUGGCUGAUCUUCAGAAUGAUGAAGUAUCAUUCAGAAAGUUCAAACUAAUGGCUGAGGAAGUUCAAGGCCGUAAUGUCCUGACCAAUUUCCAUGGCAUGGAUCUGACCAGGGACAAGCUGUGCUCCAUGGUGAAGAAAUGGCAGACCCUGAUCCAGGCUCACGUGGAUGUCAAGACUACAGAUGGUUACCUUCUCAGAAUGUUCUGUAUUGGAUUCACAAAGAAGAAGCAGUUCCAAGUCAAGAAAACUUGCUAUGCCCAACACACACAGGUGAAGACCAUCAGGAAGAAGAUGGUUGACAUCAUUACAAAGGAAGUGACGUCCAAUGACAUGAAGGAAGUCGUCAACAAACUUAUUCCCGACAGCAUUGGAAAGGACAUUGAAAAAGCCUGCCAAGGAAUUUAUCCCCUUCACGACGUUUUCAUUCGUAAAGUUAAAGUGCUGAAGAAACCUAAAUUUGACAUCGGUAAACUGAUGGAGUUACACGGAGAGGGCGGAAGUAAAACCGUCAUCACCGACUCCGGCGAGACCGUGGCGCGGCCUGAGGGAUAUGAACCUCCCGUCUUACAAUCUGUGUAAACUGCCAUGGUGAAAAAAAAACUGUAAUAAAAAAUGUACAGAAAUAA